Caenorhabditis remanei is the source of this 1125-nucleotide messenger RNA. RefSeq lists its product as uncharacterized. The record is from RefSeq and is a predicted model, not a curated record. Gene Ontology annotation, molecular function: glycerophospholipase activity. The transcript has 10 exons. Bases 1 to 1125 code for a protein of 374 amino acids. Gene Ontology annotation, biological process: phospholipid metabolic process. Lineage: Eukaryota; Metazoa; Nematoda; Chromadorea; Rhabditida; Rhabditidae.
AUGUGGAGGAAGGUUUUCCUCGUUUCAUGUGUUGUGUUUUGUGUAUUUGCGGUUCUACCGGAUAUCGGUGCUCCAGGAUACUCUUGUGAUGCUAAUCUUAUGAAGAAGAGUAAGAAAGUACCAACAAAUGUGAAUUCAGUGAGACCAGCUGAUAUUAAAGUGAUCAUGGCUCUGGGAGAUUCAUUGACGGCUGCAAACGGAGCCGGAGCUGAAGACCCCGUAGCAGUUGUUCUUCAAUAUCGCGGACUUGCAUUCCAGGCCGGAGGCGAUAAGUCACUUGAAGAGCAUGUCACUAUUCCAAAUAUUCUUAAAAAGUACAAUCCUGACGUUUUCGGAUACUCUAAUGGGAUUGGCUCUCCAAAUGUUUGGGAAAUUGCACGUCUCAAUGUCGCAAUGCCAGGCGCCAACGCGAAGGACCUUCCGGGACAAGCACGACAAUUAGUGUCACUUCUCAAACAGCACACAGAGGUUGUAAACAUGAAAGAUGAUUGGAAAUUGCUGAACAUUUUCAUUGGUGGAAACGAUAUCUGUGGGUACUGUCGCAAGCCAGUGGAGGAUUCACCAUAUAACUGCGCCCAAAACAUCAGUCAAGCUGUUCAAAUUAUCUACGACAACGUCCCGCGUGUGAUUGUUUCAGUUACGGGAAUGUUGCAUCUUGAAAUGCUGCGUCAAACUGAUACCGGUCACUGGUUCUGUCAACGCUUGCACCACGAUGAGUGCGGGUGUGAGAGCAACAAGAACUUCACUGAUGCGGACAUCGCACAGGCCUGCUACGACUACAACACCUAUGAAAAGCAAAUCGAAACCACUGGAACAUUCGAAAGAGAUGAUUUCACUUACGUCGUCCAGCCAAUGUUUAAAGAUACUUUGAUCCCACCAAUGGAAAACGGUAAGCCAUCCCAAAAGUUCUUCGCACCGGACUGUUUCCACUUUUCUCAAUGGGGACAUGCUCUUGUUAGCACUUAUCUCUGGAACAAUAUUCUUCAACCAGUCGGAUCGAAAUCUACCGUAUCGAACAUGUCGGAGCCUCUCUUACCAUUAACUUGCCCUGAUCCGACUUGUCCAUUCAUCAGAACGGCGAAGAACAGUCAGGAUUGUAGCAAGUACAUGACCCCACAUGCGUGA